AUGACAGCUGCACGAACACACAUUCAAGUGAUUCAGCAGAAAGUCAGCCAACGGCCCAAGCUCUGGCAGUGGUGUCGUGCUGGCGGCUUGGCAUCCACGAGCAGGUUUACCCAAUCCAGACAUCCAUGCAAAGGCCAAGGAGCAGCCCAUGCUGAGGCUGGCUCUGCUUGCCUUGGCCUUGCAGAAGUCGGAGGGCAUCGAAAGAACAGCAAGCUUUGGUAUGAGAUCCAGGCGCAGUACGCCAAGUUGCAGGAGGACGAGGUGGGGGCGGAGCUGUUUCCCACCCCAAUCUCUGCAGCAUCUCCGAGCAGUCACAGUCCCUCUGCGAGCACCGCGGCCAGUGCAUCCGAGGAGAAGUCGGAGAAGCAGACAUCACGGUUUUACAAGGACGGAUUCCAACGUCGGCACUGGGUACUGGCUUGCUGCUCGAUGAUGGUGAUGUGCGAAUGGCUAGAUCGCACGGUGCUGUCGAUCGCCAUGGAGUCCAUGAAGGAGGACUUCAAGUUGACGGACACGCAGGUGGGGCUCUUGGCCUCCGCCUCGCUGUGGAUUGUGCCUUUUGCCACGGGCUGCGUCGGUCGCCUUGCGGACCACGUCCCAAGGGCUCGGCUCAUUGGUGCCGGAGUCUUCGGUUGGGCCCUGGCGACCUUUCUUACCGGCUCCUCGCCGUCCUUCGAGGUACUUUUGCUCUGUCGCCUACUCGCCGGCGUGGCGAACUGCGCCGGCUACCCCGUGACUUUGGCCCUGCUCUCCGACUACUUUGCUGCCGAGGAGAUGGCGACGGCCAUGGGCUACUACCACGCGGGCAGUGCUCUCGGUGGCCUUGUGGGCUUUGCCGCUGGGGGAGUUCUGGUCACGUCCCGUGGCUGGAGAUGGGCCUUCUGGGUCGUCGCAUCCCCGCAGGUCAUCGUCGCGCUGCUCUUCUGUUUCACGGUGCCGCGAACGGCAGAGGAGGAACCUCCGAAGGAGGGUGUCUGCUCUGACGUGCGGCAGCUGCUAGCCCUGCGGCCUCUCAGGCUCCUGAUGCUGGGCGCAACGUGCACCGGAAUGCUUUCUGGGCAGGGUCGCUUCCUGUCGGCCUUCACCGAGCGUCGUCACGGUGUGGAAGCAGCACAGAUCGGCCUUGUCAUGGGCCCUGUACUGGGUGUUACAGGGGUGGUUAGCAGCUUUGUUAUCGGUCACCUGGUCGAUCGCGUCUUCCGCCGUCAUGGCGACAUCAGGGUCAACCUUUGGUUUGCAUCCUUCGGCGAUGUACUCGGAAUGCUGUGUGGCAUCGCCGCCAUCCUAGGGCCGUCCUUUGCUGUGCUGAUCUUCUUCACGGCCCUGGGUGUUGUGGUGGGCUGCUUUCGACAGGGCGUGCAGGCUGUCGUACAGAGGCUGGGCGUAGGCCGGCGAGGUACCGCCCAAGGGCUUCUGGAGACGUGCUGGUCGAUCGGGAUGGGCAUCGGUCCGUUUUUGGCUGGUGAGCUGAGCGACUUCAACCUGGCCCCGGACUGCGAUGACUCCUGCGCCCUCUCGAGGGCCCUCAUGCUCUUCGGCAGCUUCAGUCUGCUGGGCCGUGCCGCUUGCAACUUCGCUGCGUCGAUGUUCCUCUCCGACGGACUCCCGGCAGCUGAGGGUCGGUCGAACUCCGUCCGGAACCCCCGGCUCAUGCGCAAGGAUGCCCAGCUUGACGAUGGCUGGGCUCUGCUGUUGCAGGUCACAGCAAAUGGCAGCUUGCUCCAACAGAAGCAGAUGCCCGCGGUCAUGAACCCUGCUGCUGGAAUGGGCGGUGGAAUGUCCACGGGCAUGGCUAACGGCAUGUCCAUGGGUCAGGGCAAUGUUCCCUUCGCCAUGGGCACGUCUGAUGAUGAUGAUGAAGAGGAGAAGAAAUCAACAACCACACCAGCUCCCACCACGGCUGCUGCCACGACAGCGGCUGCCACGACCGCUGCGCCAACAACUGCAGCAGCCACCACUGCAGCAGCGACCACGGUAGCGGGAACCACCAAAGAGUCCGAGGACAAGGAGAAGGACGGGGAAGGAAAGGCAUCAAAUUCCAGUGGAGCCAAUGCGACACCGCCUGUGGUCGUUUCGGCUGCUGCGCCCCCUGCUGGCAGCAAAGAGGAAGCAGCCCAAGCGCAGGCCGAGCAGAAUGGUGGCGGCGGUGGCCUCACCUGGCUCCUGAUGCCCGUGAUUGGUGUGCUCUUGGUGGUGGCCGGCGUCUUUGCCAUCAAGAGAUGGAGGGAAAGAGGUGAUCGCCAGUCCUUGGGCCUCGCACCGAAAGGGUUCGAUUGGGAUUUAGGGAUGUUCGGAUUGGCGUUUGGGUUUGCUGCGGCUGUCAGCUUGAGUUUAGGAAGAACUGCGUUUUUGUUUCAGUUUUUUUUGCCAUUCGGCAUUGAGACCAUAAUCUUCCGGCAUUCAGCAUGUGGGAAUAAGCUUGCGUCUAACGCAAUUCCUGAACACUGGGCACGCUACCGACGACUGUACAUCCUCCAUUGCACCGGUUUUCAACUUGUUCCGUAUGGUCGGCCGUGUUUCACCCGCCCUCUGGAACAUCUGCUUCUGUUCGUGCGUGCUUAUAGGGACUCUGUGGGGCUGCCGCAGAGAAGGGGGCUUCCUCUGACAAACUGGUCACCGCUGGAGGCAAAGACCGGCGGUCAUCUGCCGAAGACGAGCGCCGCAAGUCGAUGGACGCACAGGCUGCUGCAACAAGAAUGA
Symbiodinium sp. CCMP2456 is the source of this 2700-nucleotide messenger RNA. NCBI's taxonomy places the organism in Eukaryota, Dinophyceae, Suessiales, Symbiodiniaceae. The record is from the annotation of a GenBank genome assembly.